AUCGGACGUCGACCCAGCUACUACUACUACCACCAUUACUACUGCUACCUGCAACCCCCCGACUCGGCACUAAAGUAACUGGCGAAACACCCCAGCCAGCCAGCCACGAUCCGGCACGAACACGGCAUCAACAAACUACUUGGACACUGCCGAGACCACAGCGAAAGCCUUUCACUGCGGCGAACACGGAUCGGGAACGCCGGGUUCGAGCUAAAGUGAAUAACGAAUUUUCGGUCCCAGUCAUAGUUGCCACAUCAGUGCUGCCCCCUCACCCCCGUCAUCAUCGCCUUUGAAUUGGAAUGCUUGGUUGUUCAUGACCAUGAUCAGUGGCCAGCAGUCUUCAACAUCACCCUACCUUUGACGACAGAAUCCAGAAGGCAUCUCUAGCCCGCCGCCGCAGUCCAUCAUCUGUGGUGUCCCGCCCCCGCACAACUUACGAUCCCACAUCCUCUAGCCCUUCUACAUGCCUCCGCUGCUUGGAUCUCCUCUCCACAUGCCCAGCAUGACCGCAUCACCUCGAACCUCGAAAAACGACCUUCCCGCGCACACGCAGAUCCGCCAAUUCCACAAUGGCCCCACCCCCGCGCCCGCGUCCCUCGAUAUCUCGCCCCCCGCAAUACCAGUACCAGCACCAGAAUCCGCCUUCGCCGAAACACCUUCGCAGCCAGGUUCCGCCGGCUACUUUGGAUUCGUGGUGGACCCGAAUGACCCCGUGUACGGAACACACUCCAAGAAGAACUGGUCCCCGGCGAGCUCGUCGAUUCGGUCGGCGGCCGCUCGUUCUCCUCUGCCGGUCCAUAUGGACAACCCUUCCACACCCUUCCAGAUACAGACCGAAGCGUUGGCGCAAAAACUUCAGUUGCACCGGUCCUUGGGGUCGACGAGGACGAAGGAGCCCCUUCUGGGUGGUCACAAGGGGAGUUUCAGUGCCGUAUCGUCUUCCGGAAAGGAUGACGAUUACUUUUCCGCGAUUCGCACUACUUCACCGGUCAAAUUGGACGAUACCGGGAGUGACCAACCCUGGCCACCGAUAGCAUCUCCGGGCACGAUCCUCUCCCCCGGACUCGCGUCACCUACCCUCAAGCUUCCGAGUCGAGCCGUAGGCGCCCCGAGCCUAGCGAAGGAGAAGCCGGCAUUGAUUUCGGCGCGCCAUCUGUCCGAUUUGAUCUCGAGGUGCAGCACGGACGGUUUGCUACUGUUGGACGUCCGGACGUACAAGUCGUUCGCCAACGCUCGAGUGUUGACCGCUGUCAAUCUAUGUAUCCCGACGACCCUACUGAAGCGGCCUUCGUUCAAUGUGGCCAAGUUGUCCGACACCUUUGCCAACAGCCAGGAUAAGGAGAGAUUUGGCCGGUGGAAGCAGAUGAAGUACAUCGUGGUGUACGACGCGGAUUCCAAGGACGCCGACGACCCAUCCGCGCUUGCCGCUCUGCAUACGCUCAGCAAAUUUUCGAGGGAGGGCUGGGAUGGCCAAGCCUACAUCCUCAAAGGUGGGUUUGCUGCCUUCUCCCUGGCUUUCCCCGAAAAGGUCGAUUCGAAACAGCUGUCCAACACUCCCAGCGCACCUAAGGGUGGAUUGAGCCUGAAAGGAGCUCCUGGAAUGGACAAUAAGGGAGUCGUUGGCGGCGUGUUCAACUGUCCGUUGCCGGCCCAUCAACCGGCUGUAAAUCCUUUCUUUUCCAACAUCAGACAGAAUAUGGAUCUCAUCGACGGUGUUGGAGAAAUUCCCAUCCAGUUACCCACAACUAUGGGCAAUAAGAAUAUUUCCCAGUUGCCCGCGUGGCUCCAUGAAGUGGCGUGCAGAGAGGACGGCUCCAAGGUUGUUGCCGAUCGGUUCCUGAACAUCGAGAAAGCUGAGCAGCGUCGGAUGCAAGAGGCGCUGAACGUCUCGGUGGUAUAUGACUCGCCUACGUCGACGAGUAUCAAACCGCACACUUUAGCCGGCGUCGAAAAGGGGAGUAAGAACCGGUAUAAUAACAUUUGGCCGUAUGACCACUCGAGAGUCAAAUUGCAGGAAUACCCCGCUGAAGAGUGUGACUAUGUGAAUGCGAGCCACGUAUGUAUACCGCAUAGCCGGAAACGAUACAUUGCAUCACAAGCACCGCUUCCAAGCACAUUUAGGGAUUUCUGGUGUAUGGUUUGGGAGCAAGACGUGCGCGUAAUCGUCAUGCUGACGGCUGAAGAAGAGGGCGGACGUGUGAAGAGUCACAAAUACUGGGAGACGAAUGAGUAUGGUCCGCUGAAACUGACUCGCAUACAAGAGAGAAAGGUGUCCCUGGAACCCACUUCUCUCAAGACCACGCCUAAGAGGCGUUCGGUCUCGACAUCGAGCCAGCCAUCUCCUUCGGACUCAAGCAUACCCUACAUCAUAGUCCGGAAAUUUACUCUGGAGCACACGGGGUCGCCAUUUUCUCCUAUGCGUGAGAUUACCCAGCUGCAGUACUCUGCGUGGCCCGAUCUGGGGACACCCACCCACCCGUCGCAUGUUCUCGGGCUGGUUGAACAUACAAAUGCGGUGGUGCGAGCGUCCAUGUCUUCGGAAACCGCAGCCUCUCGGCGACCGGUGCUCGUGCACUGCAGCGCCGGCUGCGGUCGGACAGGAACGUUCUGCACCGUGGACUCCGUGAUUGCCAUGAUGAAACGCCAGCGUAUGAACCGGAAACGUCUGAUGCCGCAGCUUCAGCAACAGAGCACGGACGAUGGAUCUGACGGGGAUGGUGACAUGAAGAUGAAGCACCUAGGCUUGGAGGAUGAGGGAGACUGGAUCACUCGUGAGGAUGACGAUCUCAUCUUCAAGGCCGUCAGCGAACUACGAGACCAGAGAAUUUCCAUGGUACAAUGUCUACAGCAGUACGUGCUUUGCUACGAGACAGUUUUGGAAUGGCUCGCGAAGCAGGGCCCACUAGAUUCGGGGAAGAGAAAGGCUUGAAGUUUUAUUGGGAUUGUGGCUGUGUUUGUACAUUGAGGUUUUGGUUGUCUUUCCAUCCUAAUUCUUUACUUGUUUUUCCUAUACCCAUCGACCCGGGCUACUGUUGUAGAUGGGC
Messenger RNA from Tricharina praecox, 3044 nucleotides. RefSeq names its product tyrosine-protein phosphatase-like protein non-receptor. The record is from RefSeq and is a predicted model, not a curated record. Lineage: Eukaryota; Fungi; Ascomycota; Pezizomycetes; Pezizales; Pyronemataceae. The transcript has 3 exons. The coding region runs from base 464 to 2929 and encodes 821 amino acids. Gene Ontology annotation, biological process: protein dephosphorylation. Gene Ontology annotation, molecular function: protein tyrosine phosphatase activity.